Molecule: messenger RNA, 587 nt
Organism: Nymphaea colorata (pocket water lily)
Lineage: Eukaryota; Viridiplantae; Streptophyta; Magnoliopsida; Nymphaeales; Nymphaeaceae
Exons: 3
Coding region: 32-484 (150 amino acids)
Source: RefSeq, a predicted model, not a curated record
AGGAGAUCAUAAGAGGUCUGGGUGUGGGAACAUGUCGUCUGGAAGCAAGCCGCCGCCUGCCAACGAAGCCCACAGAGGUAGAAACGAAGGACAAAGCCACAUGCAUCGUCAAGUUGAACACGCCGAUAUGUCAGGGCAUGGAAAUCGAGACCAGCAACGUAGUCAUGACCCCUAUUUUUCACUAGCCAUGGAGCAUAUGCAGAAAAAGAUUCUAGACCCUGAGUGGAGGAACUCAAUAUUUCAGCGUUCGUCAUCCUCAGCCUCUCAUCCCUCCAUCCACGAAAUCAAUAUCCACAAUCGCUUUGCUAGAAGUAUUGCGCGGCUGAAUAAGCUCAACUCGCGUGAGCCUAAUCCGUGGACGGUGAGAGGUACCAUUGCACCGUGUGGCCAUAUUGCCCUGUCGCCGGACCGCUGCUUUUCCUGUGAGAUGAUCGCCGAAUUACCAACGCCAGGGUUAUCGAAAGAUUGGCCUGUUGAAAAGUGAACUGAUCUAACACUCCCGUUGUCGUGGGGUUUGUCAUUGUGGAAGACUUGGUUUUCGCACCGGGCAAUACAUUUGGAAAUGAUGUGCUUUGCUGGAUUUUCUC